Portunus trituberculatus (swimming crab) is the source of this 624-nucleotide messenger RNA. RefSeq lists its product as uncharacterized. The record is from RefSeq and is a predicted model, not a curated record. The transcript has 3 exons. Lineage: Eukaryota; Metazoa; Arthropoda; Malacostraca; Decapoda; Portunidae. Gene Ontology annotation, biological process: DNA integration. The coding region runs from base 1 to 624 and encodes 207 amino acids. Gene Ontology annotation, molecular function: nucleic acid binding.
AUGGAUUAUGAUAUAGAGACUGUAGUUCAGCAGUGUGCACAGUGUCAGCAGUUGAGGAAUCUACCUCCCGACGCCCCUUUGCAGCCUUGGGAAUGGCCAGAGAAGCCGUGGUCCAGAUUACAUCUAGAUUAUGCAGGGCCAUUUAUGGGCAAGAUGUUUCUGGUGGUAAUUGAUGCACAUUCUAAGUGGAUUGAUGUUCACGCCACAAAUUCGGCUACUUCAUCUGCUACCAUUGAAAAAUUACAAGUUACUUUUGCGUCACAAGGUUUACCCGAGAUUGUAGUGACGGAUAAUGGCACGAACUUCUGCAUUUCAUUUAAGGUGAAAUUGCUGGAUGGACGAACGGUGCGACGUCAUCUGGACUACGUAAGAAGAAGAGAUAGACUGGAUGAAGAGGAGGGCAACGCGGAUGAUUUAUCUCCACCAGUUGUGGACAUCGUGAAUUCAGCAUCGGGAGCCAGUGAACAAGGUUCGGAACCAUCUAGUUCAGUUUGGGAACAACAGCCCGGGCAUGGAUCGAAGCCCCGACAGCCAGCUCUGGAGCAACCCUCGGGGGAGGUGACAUGUCGUCGGUCAGAGAGACUUCGCAAGGAACCAGAUCGUCUGCAGAUCACUUGGGAUUAA